Messenger RNA from Chenopodium quinoa (quinoa), 975 nucleotides. RefSeq names its product myb-like protein Z. The transcript has 2 exons. Lineage: Eukaryota; Viridiplantae; Streptophyta; Magnoliopsida; Caryophyllales; Amaranthaceae. Bases 1 to 975 code for a protein of 324 amino acids. The record is from RefSeq and is a predicted model, not a curated record. Gene Ontology annotation, molecular function: nucleic acid binding; zinc ion binding.
AUGGCCAAGAAACUGGCCACACUCAAACCCCCACUCUUUAUGGGAAAGGAAGACCCUAUGUUAGUUGAAAAUUGGGUUCGAGACUUUGACAAAAUCUUUACUGUUGCCGGUACCCCUGAAGCUCAAAAGGUUGACCAAGCUACCUUUUACUUGCGUGAGAAUGCUGAUACUUGGUGGGAAAACGAGGGUUCUGUCUUUAGGGCGCAAGAAAACUUUAAAUGGGAGGUAUUUAAACAGCCAUCAAGGAUUGAUUUUUCUCCGAAACACAUUAGAAGACAAAAGUAUAGUGAGUUUAGUAGGUUUAACCAAACUGUUGGUAUGAGUGUGCAAGAGUAUGCUGAGAAAUUUAAUAAGUACGCUAGAUUUUGUCCUAAUGUAGUGCCUAAUGAGAGAGCCAAGGCUCAGAAGUUUGAAGAUGGGUUGACUUUUAGGAUCCAAAAGAAGGUGAUUGGGGCUGGUACUGCUGCUACUUAUAAGGAGGCAUAUGAUAGAGCUUGCAAUAUCGAAAGGAUUUUGAGACGUGAGCAGGAGGUCAAAGAUAGGCAUAAGAGGAAAGGGAAUGGUAAGAGUUCAUCAAACCACCAAGGAUAUGACAAGAAACCUCGUCUUAGGGGUAAUAGUCAUGGGAAUAGUGGAAAUGGGUACAAUUGUCAGGGUGACCCAAUUACCUGUUAUGAGUGUAGAGAACCUGGACAUAAGGAACGCGAUUGCCUAAGGAAGCAGAAUAUCAAUCGUCAAGGGCAAGGUCAAGCGGGUCAAGGAAACAACAAUGGAAAUAAUGGAGGCGGAUUUGGAAGGAAUUUCAACUAUAAUAAUCGCUUCAACAACAACAAUGCCCCACACCAAGGUGCUAAUUCUCAAGGAGGUAAUAAUGGCAAGAACAACAAUGUCAAUGCCGGAGGCAACAAUAAUGGUCGAAACAAUGGAAAUGGAAGGAUUAGCAACGGAAGAAUCUUUGUUAUGAAUCAAAAUUAA